AUGCCGACUUCAUUCCUAGGCAUACCACCCUCUAGCCGCCGCUCGACCGCAAGUACGCGGCAGAGAGAGAACAGAUCUGCGCAGAUCACCCAAGCUGUCUCUCACAGAAGACGCAAGUCUCGUUCUCCUGAUGCGCGCGCUCUUGAGGAGGUCGCUAUUGCAAGGAAUGAUUCAGGACACCGCAAAAAGAAGAGGCCACAUCUCCAAUCCUCAGCCACAGCUCCCGUUGAGCUACAUUCUGGUAUCUCUGACGAUGCUGCCCCAGAGCGUGGACGCAAGGCGAAGGGAAAACAUCGGGCGCAGUCAUAUUUCGUCGAACAGGGUGAGAGCCUUGUCUUGAGAGAACUGGCUCGGCCAAGUGCCGGAAGCAUGCGCGGCAAGCGUAAAGAUCGGUCAAAGUCUCGCGAACUUCCUCCGUUGCCUAGUAAAUCACCUACGCCGGAACUACAAGAGCUCGCAGAAGAUACAUCCGAAUAUAGUGGCGCGGACUUUCUCCGUAUGAAACUAGAGUUGGAGAAUUUGCGGAAGCAAUUGUCUGUAUCAAAGAAGACGGUCCUCAAACAGAGCAAAGUUAUCGACGAGUUAAGAAGGGAUUUAAGCCAUUCAACGAAGGCUCAAAAAGAUAACGAAAGCGAAAUCAAGAAGCUGAAAGAUCUGACGAAGAAGUCGGAUGAACUUGUGGCGAAUGUUGAAACCAACCUUACUUGUCAAAUAUGCAUGGAUUUAUUGUCAAGACCACAUGGCCUGUCUCCUUGCGGUCACGUACUUUGCCAGGGCUGCUUGCAAGAAUGGUUUCGCUCUGCGCCGCCGAAUGAUGAAGACAUGCAUGAUGACUUCCCCGAUGACGUCCUUUAUCGCAAGAAGACAUGUCCGUGCUGCCGGACUGCUGUACGCAGCCGGCCAAUUCCGAUCUUCCUUGUGAAGUCUCUUGCAUCUGCCAUUGAGAAGGCGAAGGCGUCGCCCAGUGCGCCUCCGCGAGCGACGCCGCCGCCCGAAGACGAUCCUUGGGCAGGCAUCUUCUUGGAACAUGACUCCGAAGAGGAUUGGAGCGGGGAGGAAUCUGAUGAUGAUUACGACGAUGACGAUGGCUGGUCAUUCUACGGGUACGGGACACCCGACGACGAAGAGAGCUACGAAGGCCCGUACGCCCAUCCGCAGUGGGCGCCGCCGACAGUCAACGUAUCCCCCGCGGACUUCCCGUUUCUUGAUUCGCUAGACGGAGACGACCUCGCGAUGCUGCGGCGCGGCGCCACGCUGCAGAUGAUCGACCUUUUCUCGAUGCGCUACACACAUGAGUCGGGCCUGCAGGCGGUCGUGGACAACGCAAAUGUGAUAUUCCUCGGGUGGAAUAUUGAGCUGCAUGAGGGCGACGAAAUGGGAGAGCAGUUCAUGGAAUGGAUCACCGGGGACAUCUUCGAGCGACCGGAGCGCUGGGAGAUCAUGGAGGACAUGAACGGGUCGUGGACGGCGUGGAGGCUCGUGCCGCAGGAUGAGGUAGAGGAGUACGAUACGAGCGAUUCGGAGGCGUGGGCAGCGGAUAUGGACGAAGAUGUGGACAUGUAA
Molecule: messenger RNA, 1563 nt
Organism: Postia placenta MAD-698-R-SB12
Lineage: Eukaryota; Fungi; Basidiomycota; Agaricomycetes; Polyporales; Adustoporiaceae
Exons: 6
Coding region: 1-1563 (520 amino acids)
Source: RefSeq, a predicted model, not a curated record